CCCGCCUUUCCGGUUAGUGUGAGCCGGUCGUCUCUGUAGUACAAUGGGUUUGCUUUGCGGUUUCAGAACGUGGUGAUGUUAUCAUGAUUAGACUAAAGGAUUCUCUUCUAAGGCCUUUUCAGGCACCAGUGCAAAUCCAAACUCAUCAGAAUAGCAACUUGUAUCUGUUCAAGACUGAGGAAGCAGAUUCAGAUGAGUCAUCAGAAGAUGAGUUCAACACUGUGCAGCUCAGGACCAGGAGUAGAGAGCAGGCAAGAGACAAAAGAGGGGAACUGCUUUUGCUUGAACGUGAUGUUUCAGAUGCCGAUAAUCUUAAUAAGUUAGCACUUCAGUAUGGAUGCAAGGUUGCAGAUAUUAAAAGAGUGAACAAUCUAAUUCGAGAACAAGAUAUGUUUGCUUUGAAGUCUAUUAAAAUCCCGGUGAAGAAACAUGGGCUUUUAACUGAGGCAAAUCAAGAAUUAAGGGAUCCUAAAGGAGCUACAUCAUCUUGUGUUCUUGACAUUGAUACAAGGAAUUCUCUGGAUAGUGAUUUGGUUACAACUGACAGCUACAGGUCUGAGUCUAAUAAGUGCGCAAACUUUUUUAAAGAAAUAGACAAAAAUAUCGAAAGAAUUAUUUACUCCACAGAUACUGCAGGAAAGAGUGAUUUUGAGACUUUGAGUACAGUGCCAAAUAAUGCAGAAAACCAAACUACAGCCAAUCAUGGGGCAGACUGGGGAAUCCCUUGGUGGAAUGCAGUCCUUCUUAUGCUCAUUAUUGGAAUUGUUUUCCCAGUGUUCUAUGUUGUAUAUUUCAAAAUACAAGAAAAUGGAGCCUUGAUUUCAGCAGCCACGUCGCCAACUGCCUCCACUGUUACUUCAGAUGUGACGGAGAACAAUUUCACUACAAUAAUUCCAGAUAAACCUUUGCAUUUAAGAAAAAUGAUGCCAAGUAUUGUAACUAGGACACAUGAGAAGGGUAAAUUGCCACUGCCAUCAUAGCGUUCUCAGUAGGUUUUGCAGGUAUCUACUAAUUUGGUAGUGAAGUACCUGGUAAAUGAACUGUAAUCUCUCCAGUGAAGAAGAUACUUAAGUACAUGACUUUGGAGAACUGGUGCUGACAGUUCUAAUCCUCACCAUUUAAUCCCCACCUUCCCAAAGGGUAUAUCUUCUGUAUAUAAGAUGGAGCUAUUUGAAAGCCAUUACAUUCAUUAAAGAAGCAUUAAUAUUAUACAGAUUUAUUAAUUCAUUGAUUCAGUAUUUAAGCGAUACUUUAGACAGUUUCAAUUUACAAAAUACUUAUUCAAUCUGCAGUACUAAUUGAAAAAGAAUCAACUGAUUUCAUAUAAUUAUUUAUUUUUGUUUCUAUUACUUUCAGUGUUUUAUGGACAGUAUGGUUUUUUUCUUAGUAUUUGUGUAUAGGUCCAAACAGUAAAUGAAAAAUAAUGCAUGCACUUUUAAUAAGUUUGUUUUUUAAGAUGAUCUUUGUUUUGUUUUUUUUUUUUGCUGGCAAUAUAACAUUUGUCUUUUAAGCCAUGGUUGUGUCUGGAAUAUAACUAGUAUUAUUUUUUUAUGGUUAUGGGCUUUAUACAGUGGCAUAAACAAACCGUCAGCUGUUGAGAAAUGUGCAGUUUUAUAUGAGCUAAUAUUUUUCUGGUUUUAUUUUUUUUAAACAUAAUCCGGAAGAGUGACAUUUUUAUAAACUGGGGGAAAAAUGAUUUUAUAUAAAAUGUGUUUAGGACUUUGUUUGGUAAACAUAAAUCUGUUUACUGACUCCUUGACUAAAUCUACACUUUCAAUACUGUUUGCUUAAUUGGCUGUUUGUUUUUGUUUAUAUUUUAGUGUUUAUAUUAAAGUGUCACCUUUUUGUUUUCCUUGGUUUCUUAAAAUCUGCUUUGAUUGCUAAAAUCUAGUGCAAAAGCUUGUUUCUUUCAUCUCUCUUUAAAAAAAAAAAAAAAAAGGCAGUACUUGUCUAGAGAAAAUGUCGAUUUGCACUUAACAAAUGCUUGAUUUAAAGCUCAUGUUCAGGUACCAUAUACUAAACUGAUUGUAUUUUGAGGUGGUGCUCUGUGUUUUUCACACUUUAUGAAACAUACUGCUGGUUUCUCUUCAGAGUUUUUUUUUUUUUUUUUUAAACCUCUAUAAAUUUGUUUACUUAUUAAAUUUAUUUGCCAUGGUUGAUAAUGAUUGACUGCCUCAUAAUUUCCAAAAGUAGACAUUUUUGGAAUUGGUACUUCAUAAUAUAAACUGCCACUCCUUAUUUCUUGUUCAUUGAACCCUAAAGUAACACUACUCAUUGACAUUAUGCAUGACUGAAAUUAUUAUAAUGUCUUUACUAUUGAUUGCUGCAUCCUGCAGUAACCUGAACUUUUUAAGACUUGUUUCUGUAAGGAAUAUCAUGUAGCCUUUUGUGUCCUGAAUCAUUCUUCAUGUCAUGGAGUUUUUAAUGUAAUUUGUUGCCAUUUUUAUGUUACUGUUAAAUAUUUUUACCAUUUGCACAUGCUUUAAGGUUUCUUGUUCCUAUUUAGUAAACACAAUAAUUGCUGAAAAUAAAUGUAAGUAUAGAAAUUUGUUUCUCAUAUCAUACUACCAUAUAUAGAGUAAAUGAAGAAUUAAGAGUUCAUGUGAUGUUUUGCAUUAAAAAAUAUAUAUAUAUAUGUUUUGGAUCUUUUUUUGAACAAAAAAAUUAAUUCUCAUUAACUCCCAUAUAUUCUUUUCCUGUAGCCAUUACAAUUCAUAGAUAAUUCAGCAAAUCUCAUUUUUAAAUGUCUUACAUUAAUGCAGUAUUUAUCAUUGGAAAUAAAUUCACUAUGUUGCCCUGUUAUUAGAAUUUAAGUAAGUGUUAAAGCACAUUGAUAUUUUGCGUUUAAGUAAAUGUUCUCAUUGCUGCUAUUUUGGGCUGUACUCAUUUAUAAAAGGCAAUUUUCUAAGAUAAUAGCCCAUAUCUAUAUAUGCUGCUAAAAAGAUGAUUAAUGAUAAAGAGAUUUAAACUGUUAAUCUUAAUUAAAAAUUACAUCUGAAUAGGUUAUUUCUUUUAAAGUGUAUUAUAGAUACAGUCUGUACGAAGAAGCAUUUUUGGAAGUAUUACACUUAACUACUGUGGUUCUUUUUGUAAGCCUAAUGUACUAAAGAUAGGCAACUCUGAUUUAUUGACCUUCAUGGAAUCAUGGGUACUAAAUGCAACAUCAGUUUGGCUACAAAAACGAUGGUACUUAUUAAAUUAGAAUAUUAAAUGUGACCUCUGAUAUAUUUUUUUAAAUUGUAUGUUUAUGUGUAAAUUUUGUUUGAAAUAAUUGCUUUUGUUUCUCUUUCUUUUGUAACAUUUUCAGUUGAUAGCUAAAAUUUCUGGUUAAAUUCAAAGUCUUUAAUUAUGUUGGAUAGACUAGAUAAUUUUGUGUGAACUGCAGAGUGUGUGUGGAUGUUUUUUAUUAUUUCAGUAGCCAAAAACUCAAGAUUAAAGAUAAACAUUUAAAGUGAACUUCAAAAUAAUUAUUGUGGCGGUUAAACUGAUUUGUAUUUGAACAUUUUAUGUACAUAUAAUAUGUCAAAAUAGAAUAUUUUGAAUAAACAUAGCAUUAUUUGUUUUUUAUUUAUGAAAUUUAGUUGUAAUUGAAGAAUGUGCAGAUUAUACUAAUUUAGUUUAGUAUUUAAUGUUUAUUAAAGUAUCUUUUUAUUUA
Molecule: messenger RNA, 3655 nt
Organism: Polypterus senegalus (gray bichir)
Lineage: Eukaryota; Metazoa; Chordata; Cladistia; Polypteriformes; Polypteridae
Gene: lysmd4
Product: LysM, putative peptidoglycan-binding, domain containing 4
Exons: 3
Coding region: 84-980 (298 amino acids)
Source: RefSeq, a predicted model, not a curated record